GAAAUUUUGGUCCCCGCGUUCUAAGAAGAACCGCAAUAUAUCAAGAUGGGUUGGUUCUGGGGUGAUUCAAAUGAUGGUGAUAAGGAUAAAUCUCAAGAUCCUUUAAAGAACCUUGAUCCAAGUUUACGAGAGUUUCUCAAAAAGGAAUCACCGGUCAAAUACGAUUCCGCGAAGUCUACGGACACAACAGCUUCGUCGCAAACAAAAUCGUCGAAGCCCACAUCGACAAGUGCGACAACUGAAGAUCCUACCAAACCCAAUGUUCCUCCGCAGAGUUUAUACCAAGACGGUCGCUACGCACAUUUAUGGAAAACAUAUCAACCACAAGCAGAAGUUGAGCAGGCAGCUAAAUCAGAUGCCGAAAAGAUUCAGGAUGUUAUCGAAGGGUACAAAUACCGAAAAGCAGAGAUUGGGAGAGCAGCUUUAGAGAACUGCGCCUUGGAACAAUGGGAUGUUAAUGAAUGUUUUCGUUCAGGAGGAUGGCAAGCUCGAUUGACUAUGUGUAGAGAGGAGAAUAGGAAACUGGAGAGAUGUUAUACGAUGCAAGGUGUAAGUUUUUAGAUCUCUGCGCGACAGGCUUAUCUACUAACUUGCAUAGAAAUUCCUCAAAGCUUUAGGAUACCUAUCAACCUAUGAUCGUCCAGCUGAAGUCGAUGAAAAAAUCCAAAUGCACGCCGAUACCUUAUAUCACCGAAUGAUCGCUCAAGAAAAGCAGAUUGAAGAAGCCAAAGCAGAAGGAAGACCUGUACCUAUAUUUCCUCCACUCAUAUCAAAGAGAACUGGACAAUCAGAUUCCGCGCAAGAAAAUAAUAAGCUCAAGGCAUCUGAUCUUUCACCAAAGGUUCAAGCUUCAUUCAAAAAGCGACUUGAAGGUUUAAACGACGACGAGAGACAAAUCGAGGAACGAGCGAUUCAGGCCGAAAUUGAAGCUGGUGAACAAGUUGCAGGUCAGUUAGGAAAGAUUUAUGAGAAACAGGAUGAAGAACGAAGGCAAAGGAAAGAACAGGGUAAGGAGACUAUCAGUGAUAAGUUUUUCUCAGUAUUCCGUGGAAGAUGAUGAAGACAUGGUGGCUGCGUGUGAUUCGCACCUCUAACCACACUCGCGUGCCGGGUGCUUAGUCUUAGAAAGACAACAGUUGUUGCAGGAGCACCACGCCUUCGGAGCAAUAUUGUUCCUCCUGAAAAUCUCACGGCUCAAAUACUUUACGGUCUACAUAUACUUCAACUUCCUGUCCUAUGUACUUCGAUAAUUGAGCAAGCAGAUGUUGUGAAGGUUCAGGAGCAGUUUGUGGAAAUGUUUUUUCAUACAUUAAGGAAUCUCAGAAACACCCCUUCAUUAUACUUGGGACCAAUAUCUUCAGUAGCUUGAUUUGUGUAGUUUUUGCCGUCAAAUUGAAUCCCUGACGAUGGAGUAUGAAGAUAGCCCCGCCGCUGCUGCGGAGGGAAGAUACGAAGAAUUAAUAAGAAAACAACCAAUUUUUGAACGCCUCGCUUCGAAGACGUGUGGCAGUCUACGUUUCCCUGAAACUAGUGUCUUAUUUGCCAUAGUAUAGCGCCGUUAAAUAACCUUAGAGUAGAGGAAUGUGA
Sclerotinia trifoliorum is the source of this 1587-nucleotide messenger RNA. NCBI's taxonomy places the organism in Eukaryota, Fungi, Ascomycota, Leotiomycetes, Helotiales, Sclerotiniaceae. The record is from the annotation of a GenBank genome assembly.